AUGUGUGCAACACUUCCCUAUACCAUCCUUCAGGAUGACGAUGCCCUGGACCUGCUGCUGACCGGGGGCCUUGACUGGUCCAACUGUGCCGUGUGGACCCUGAGCCCCGACCAGGGCCACAGCCGGCAGCCCACGCCGCCCUACACCGUGGGCAGCACAGCCCUUGCAGCCGCCGCGAAGCUGGAGGCCGUGGUCCUCACCAACGACUACGCCACCAGCGGGCCUCGGUACGCUGACUGGGACGCACUGCACUGCGGGCUGGGGGCGGCCUCCAUGGCGGCCGCGCCGCUGCACGCUGAGCUCGCUGAGCAUGCCGAGCACGCUGCGCCCUGCCUUGGCGUGCUGGGCCUGGCCUCCUGCGAUAGGCACGCCUUUGCCGACCGCGGCCUCCUGGCCGCCCUCUCCUCCCUGCUCUUGCCCCUGAUCGCGCGGCGGGCAGCCCUCUCGCGGGGCAGGGACGUGGAGACCUUCCUCGAGCAUGCGAUGCCAUUGCUCUUGGAGCAGCGUGUACGCCUGCGUGUCAACGGCUCCCGCACCCCCGAUGGGGGGCAACCUCCGGAAGGACCCAGGGAGGGCUCGGUCGUCGGCUGCCCGCACCAUGCCAGCAACAAGGCACCCCUGGAUGGCACGCCACCCGGUGGCGCCAGCAGCGGCCUGCUGCUGAACCUGGUGUCCAUGUGCGCAGUGUACGCCCACUUCUCCCACCUCUCGGCAGCGGGGGAGACCAACGCGGCCGUGCUGGUCUCCGCCUGCGUCGUCGCCUCCCACGUCGCCCUGCUCAUCCUCCAGUGGAUCUGGCUGGGCUGGCUGCCGCCGCAGCGCACCAGCGCGGGCGCAAAGGCCUACGCCACUCUGCGCGCGCUGGCGCUGCCCCUGGCCAACACCUGGGUGGGCUGGUCCCUGCUGGACCGGCUGGGGUACGUGCCCAGCCUACCUGCCGUGCUUUCCACGGCCGGCGCGGUGGGGCUGUGCCUGGCGGCAGGGCGCCAGGCCCGCUCCCUGCUCCAGGGCCCGCUCCAGCUGGCCAGCAUGGCGCUGGCGGCCACCUCCACCACUGGUCUCUGCUCCGCGGCCUUUGGCAGCACGCGGGGCUGGGCCUGCAUGGGCCUCAUAUCGGGGCUGCAGCUGGGCAUGGGCGUCCUCCUCCCCGCUCUCAUGCUGCACGCGCCUCGCUCAGACGCCACGGCAUUCCCCUGA
Auxenochlorella protothecoides is the source of this 1197-nucleotide messenger RNA. RefSeq lists its product as hypothetical. The record is from RefSeq and is a predicted model, not a curated record. Lineage: Eukaryota; Viridiplantae; Chlorophyta; Trebouxiophyceae; Chlorellales; Chlorellaceae. The transcript has 5 exons. The coding region runs from base 1 to 1197 and encodes 398 amino acids.